This is a messenger RNA of Protobothrops mucrosquamatus (brown spotted pit viper), 2352 nucleotides long. RefSeq names its product vomeronasal type-2 receptor 26-like. Gene Ontology annotation, biological process: G protein-coupled receptor signaling pathway. NCBI's taxonomy places the organism in Eukaryota, Metazoa, Chordata, Lepidosauria, Squamata, Viperidae. Gene Ontology annotation, molecular function: G protein-coupled receptor activity. The record is from RefSeq and is a predicted model, not a curated record. The transcript has 5 exons. Gene Ontology annotation, cellular component: membrane. Bases 1 to 2352 code for a protein of 783 amino acids.
AUGCCCAUUUUUCCUCUCCCCAUCUGCAACAUCAGUAGUAGUCCUCUUCCAACUGUUCACAAGUAUUAUCAGUCUGGAGAUUUCAUCAUUUCUGCCAUCAUUUAUCAGAUCAUUUUUCUUUCAUCUGAGAUCACUUUUCAAAGUCUUCCUUCUCAUGAAUUGCUUGAUCAGUAUCUGUUCCUCACUCAUAAUUACCAACACACUUUGGCUUUGGCAUUUGCUGUAAAAGAGAUCAAUGAACAUACUAGAAUUUUACCCAAUAUUACCCUUGGUUUCCACAUUGCUACUGACAAUUCUUUGGAAAGCACAACAUAUCUUUUAGCAAUGGAACUUCUCUCUACAAAAGGCAGAUUUAUCCCAAAUUACAAGUGUGAUAUCCAGAACAGUGCAGCAGCAGUGAUAGGAGGACCACAGAGAAAGACCUGUCUCAACAUGGCAAUUAUAUUGCAUAACUAUAAGUUGCCACAGAUCACAUAUGGCUCAGCUCCCUUGAUGAAUAAUGAAGCAGAUGUGGGUUUUUUCAACUGGAUGUUCCCAAAUGAGAUGCAUCAGUUUAAUGGAAUACUACACUUACUGUUACAGUUUGGAUGGACCUGGGUUGGUAUAGUUUCUAUGGAUGAAGACAGUAAACAGAGGUUCAUUCAAAAAUGGCUUUCCAAGUUUUCUGAGAGAGGAAUCUGCUUUGACUUUAUGGGAUGUAUCAACCAAAUGAUGUAUGGUAAUGAAGCUGCUGAAAUGAUUGAAGAGACAGAUAAAGUAUAUCAAGUCAUCAUGGGGAGUACUGUCAGUGCAGUAAUCUUGAAUGGUGAAAUUUGGACCAUAAUGACUUUGAGAAUAAUGAUCUAUUUAUUAGAUUCUGAUGAUAUUUCCAAGGAGAGAAAAUCCAAAAUUUGGAUCAUGACAGCCCAGAUGGAAUUCACCUCCAUCCUAAUGCAAAGACAGUUGCCCAUUGAUUUUCUCCAUGGUGCUUUUGCCUUUGCAAUUCACUCAAAGGAGCUGACUGGAUUCCAACAAUUUAUGCAGAACAGAAACCCAAACUUUGACAAAGAAGAUGGUUUCAUUAAGGAUUUCUGGAAAGAUGCAUUUGAAUGCUCAUUCUCCAGUGAUGUUACAGAUGAGAAUACUGAAAGGGUUUGCACUGGAGAAGAGAAGCUGGAGACUCUUUCAAAUUCUGUGUUUGAGAUGACCAUAAGUGGACAUAGUUACAGCAUCUAUAAUGCAGUCUACGCUGUAGCAUAUGCUCUGAAGGCCUUGCACUCCUCCAAACUCAAAGAAGGUCAAAUAAUGAAUAAAAAGAGAUGGAAGCUCUUCCUUCAAUCAUCAUGGCAGACAUUACCUCUUUCCAUCUGUAACAAGAAAUGUCCUCUGGGCCAUAGCAAAAUAAAAGUGGAAGGGAAAUUAUCCUGCUGUUAUGACUGUAGACGGUGUCCAAAAGGAAUGAUAGCAGACCAACUGGACUUGGAUGAUUGUCUUACAUGUCCAGAGUAUCAAUAUCCAAACAAAGAUCAAGAUAUGUGCAUUCAAAAAAGCAUAAAUUACUUGACAUAUCAAGAAUCUCUGGGGAUUUCUUUGGUAGUGAAUGCUAUCUUAUUUUCAUUCAUCACAGCUAUGAUUCUGGUGAUCUUCAUUAAAAACCAGGAAACUCCCAUUGUCAAAGCUAACAACAUAAAUCUCACUUAUUGCCUUCUCAGUGCUCUUCUCCUUUCCUUCCUUUGCACUUUGCUCUUCAUUGGGCAACCUAAACAAGUGAAAUGUCUCUUGCGACAAAUUGUUUUUGGCAUCCUCUUCUCAAUAGCUCUUUCUUGCAUAUUGGGGAAAACAACCAUAGUGGUUCUAGCUUUCAUGGCCACCAAACCAGGCUCCAAAAUGAGGAAAUGGGUGGGGAAAAGGCUGGCAAACAUAAUUGUCCUAUUUUGCUCCUUGGUACAACUCACCAUUUGUGUACUAUGGCUGGUAAUUUCUCCCCCUUUUCCAGAUUAUGACAAACACUCCAUGGCUGAAGAAAUUGUCCUGCAAUGUAAUGAAGGUUCAACCACAAUGUUUUAUACAGUCCUUGGAUUUUUGGGAUUCUUGACUGCUAUCAGUUUCACGGUGGCCUUCCUAGCUAGGAAUUUACCUGAUAGUUUCAAUGAAGCCAAAUUUAUCACCUUCAGCAUGUUGGUCUUUUGCAGUGUCUGGGUAUCAUUUGUUCCCACCUAUCUGAGCACCAAGGGGAAGUACAUGGUGGCUGUGGAAAUCUUUUCCAUUUUGGCUUCUGCAGCUGGAUUACUAGGUUGCAUAUUUAUGCCUAAAUGCUAUAUCAUUAUUCUAAGACCUGAUCUGAAUAAGAAGAAACAACUAAUAAAGAAAUGA